UGGACUCCCUUCAAUCCAGUGACUGUCCGGUCGAUUAUAUGCCAAGGACGAUGAUUCCACCAGGGGACUGCAUGUAUGCGGGAAGGAAAAGAAGGAAACCCAUUCAGAAACAGAGGCCCACCGUUGGGGCUGAGAAGUCAAACCCCUCCAAGCGGCACCGGGACCGUCUCAAUGCAGAGCUGGACCACCUGGCCAGCCUCCUGCCACUUCCACCCGAUGUCACAUCGAAGCUCGACAAGCUAUCCGUCCUGCGCCUCAGCGUCAGCUACCUCAGGGUGAAGAGCUUCUUCCAAGUCGUGCAGGAGAAGUGCUUGCGGCAGCCGGCGGCUGGGGCCCCCUCACCUGGUGACGCUCGUGCACUCAGCGGGUCCACCGUGCUGGAGGGAAGGCUGCUGCUGGAGUCUCUCAAUGGCUUUGCUCUGGUCGUGAGUGCAGAAGGGAUGAUAUUUUAUGCCUCAGCAACGAUCGUGGACUAUCUGGGCUUCCAUCAGACGGACGUCAUGCACCAGAACAUUUACGACUAUAUCCACGUGGACGACCGCCGGGACUUCUGCAGGCAGCUGCACUGGGCCAUGGACCCGCCCCUGGCGGUGUGUGGGCAGCCCACCCGCUCCGAGACAGGAGAUGACGCCAUCCUGGGGAGGCUGCUCAGGGCCCAGGAAGGGGGCGCGGGCUCGCCCACCGAGUACUCGGCCUUCCUGACACGCUGUUUCGUCUGCCGUGUGCGCUGCCUGCUGGACAGUACUUCAGGCUUUCUGGAGGAAAUGGAGGGAGAAGAGAGGGCAGGAGGGGCGAACCCGGCUGUGUCCCCUUUUGGAGGGGGUGAGGGCCACACGUGCAGGCCGAGAGCGAGCGAGCGGGAGAAAUGUGAUCUGCUGCGGGCGGGUGAGCCCAGUGGAGCAUCUGCAGUCCUGCAGGCUCUGCCCUCAGGACCCUUCGAGAAAGAGGCAGCUUCUCACAUUAUGGCACAAUCCCAGAUCUUCUGCUACCACCACAUCUUCUAUUAG
Molecule: messenger RNA, 1007 nt
Organism: Galeopterus variegatus (Sunda flying lemur)
Lineage: Eukaryota; Metazoa; Chordata; Mammalia; Dermoptera; Cynocephalidae
Product: aryl hydrocarbon receptor repressor-like
Exons: 10
Coding region: 39-1007 (322 amino acids)
Biological process (GO): regulation of transcription by RNA polymerase II
Cellular component (GO): nucleus; aryl hydrocarbon receptor complex
Molecular function (GO): transcription cis-regulatory region binding; protein dimerization activity; nuclear receptor activity
Source: RefSeq, a predicted model, not a curated record